AUGCCCAUAGACCAAGGCAGCCAUCUUCAGAGCCUCUGGAAGAUGCACAUGAGAGACUCCAAGUUGAAAGGCCAAGCAGGCUCCCAACCUCAUCUGGUCAAAGGAACGCUCAAACAGCAGCUGCUUUACUGUCGCGUUGGGAUCGGUUACCAUCUACACAUCUUAUCCAACGGCUCCGUGGGAGGGGUCCAUAAGCCCACUGAGCACUGCAUGUUGAGAGUGUUUGCCAUGAAACGCGGCGUGGUGGGCAUUCAAGGAGUCAAGAGCGGCUUGUACCUCUGCAUGACUGGGGGUGGUAUCGCAUAUGGAGCAGAGAAGUUUUCCGAUGAUUGCCUGUUUAAGGAAAACCUGGAGGAGAACCACUACACCACCUACUCCUCGCUGUCUCAUUCAGGCAUGUACCUGGCUCUGUCCCACAAAGGACAGAUUAAGAAGGGCAACAAGGUCUCACGUCACCAACCCUGCACUCACUUUCUGCCUCGCAGGACAUGA
This is a messenger RNA of Lampris incognitus (smalleye Pacific opah), 492 nucleotides long. It is a transcript of the gene fgf9, whose product is annotated as fibroblast growth factor 9. Lineage: Eukaryota; Metazoa; Chordata; Actinopteri; Lampriformes; Lampridae. Gene Ontology annotation, molecular function: fibroblast growth factor receptor binding; growth factor activity. Gene Ontology annotation, biological process: positive regulation of gene expression; positive regulation of cell population proliferation; fibroblast growth factor receptor signaling pathway. Bases 1 to 492 code for a protein of 163 amino acids. Gene Ontology annotation, cellular component: cytoplasm. The record is from RefSeq and is a predicted model, not a curated record. The transcript has 4 exons.